AUGUCAUCUGUUAAUUUCUCCCAAUCAAAACGUAUCCCAGUGCAAAUGUUGGUGCAUGAUGGAAAACCAUGUCCUACGGAUCUUGUAACCGGUACAUAUCCUCCAUCAAAUACACUUCCGAGUACAUUCACACCAAGUGGAAAUUAUUUCACACCCACUAGUUCCAUUUUACCCUCUAGUUCACAUUACUAUAUGCCAAAUGGAUGGGCUUGGUAA
Loa loa (African eye worm) is the source of this 216-nucleotide messenger RNA. RefSeq lists its product as hypothetical. NCBI's taxonomy places the organism in Eukaryota, Metazoa, Nematoda, Chromadorea, Rhabditida, Onchocercidae. The transcript has a single exon. Bases 1 to 216 code for a protein of 71 amino acids. The record is from RefSeq and is a predicted model, not a curated record.